Messenger RNA from Cheilinus undulatus (humphead wrasse), 4221 nucleotides. Its product is annotated as contactin-associated protein-like 4. The record is from RefSeq and is a predicted model, not a curated record. Bases 1 to 4221 code for a protein of 1406 amino acids. The transcript has 25 exons. NCBI's taxonomy places the organism in Eukaryota, Metazoa, Chordata, Actinopteri, Labriformes, Labridae.
AUGGAGGAGAGUAAACAUGUCACACAACUGUCUACAAGCAUCAGAGCUCUACUACUCAACUCAGUGUAUAGAGAUCGGCCCAAGCAGGAGAAGGACUGGAUAAAAGUCAUGAAGAGAUGUAACCAUCCAGCAAAUGUUGGCGAGUGCAGACGCACAAGUGUAAUAUUCACCAGGGAGAGUGUGAGCGUGUGGAGAGAAGUGGAGUAUAGAGGAGAAAAGAGGCACGCUGUCUCUCUCCUUCACCCAGCUGCAUUUUCUGCAGCAUCCCUCUACUUCAUCAUGGAUCUCUGGAGUAAAAAAGUCUGCCGGAUUAUUACACAGGUCGUCCUGAUACUUUUGUACUCAAUUGGGGCAACAGGAACAGAGGUUUGUCACAGUCCGCUGGUACACAAUCUCCUGCCAUCGUCCUUCAGAAGCUCCUCACAGUUGUCGAGCAGCCACGGGCCGGGCUUCGCUAAGCUAAACCGCAGAGAAGGAGCUGGGGGAUGGUCUCCUCUGACUUCAGACAGGUAUCAGUGGUUGGAGGUCGACCUCGGUGAACGGACACGAAUCACUGCAGUUGCUACGCAAGGUCGGUAUGGGAGCUCUGAUUGGCUAACGGCUUACCUGCUCAUGUUCAGUGACACAGGACACAACUGGAAACAGUAUCGACAGGAGGACAGCAUAGGGGCAUUUCCAGGUAACACUAAUGCAGACAGUGUUGUCCAGCACAAGCUCCAGCACCAAGUGAUCGCCCGCUUUGUCCGCUUGAUCCCUCUUGACUGGAACCCCAACGGUCGGAUUGGACUCAGACUGGAGACCUAUGGAUGCACUUACAACUCUGAAGUGGUGAGCUUCAAUGGCCGCAGCAGCCUUCUCUUCAGGUUGACUCCCCGACCAAGUCAUAUGAAGAGAGAGAGCAUCUCUGUGACAUUUAAAACCCUCAAGAACUCGGGGAUACUUCUACAUACAGAGGGACAGAGCGAGAACAGCCUCACGCUCGAGUUAGAGAAAGGAAAGCUCCUGCUGCACCUUCGAAAAGGCACUACCUCUCCAGACAGCCACCAUCUCGUGUCUGUGGGCAGCCUGUUAGACGACCAACACUGGCACCACAUAGCAGUGGAGCACCACAGCUCUCACCUUAACCUCACUGUGGACAAAAGCACACUGUGGGUGCAGAUCCCUCAAAGAUUCGCCCACUGGGACCAUGUCCAGAUAAGUGUGGGAGCAGAGCAAAAUCUCGGCUCUCGGAGGUCGGUUGGAUCACACAGUAACUUUCAUGGCUGUUUGGAAAAUCUUGUUUAUAACGGUGUGAAUUUGAUUGAGCUCACCAAACAGAAAGACCAGCGGGUCAUUGUGAAGGGUAUUGUGACCUUUUUCUGCACUGAACCUGUUUCAGUGGCCAUGACAUUCACCAGCCCCCAGAGUUUCCUCUGGUUGCCAUGGGUGACAGAAUCAUCAUCAGCAGGUGUGUCAGUAAAGCUUCAGUUCAGGACGUGGAACAAAGCCGGGCUCUUGCUGACCUUUGACCUCACAAAGCAAGGGGGUUCAGUGUGGUUGUACCUGAGCAAGGCCAGUCUCCAUCUACAGAUCCACAAGGCUGGCAGGGCGCCACUGGAGCUCGAUGUAGGUUCAUCUCUGAGUGACGGUCAGUGGCACUCUGUGGAGCUGAUCUCAAGACGAGGACAUCUGAUUCUCACCAUGGAUGGAGAUGAAGGUGCCUCUGCUCAUGCCACUCCAACAUUUCUGAUCACUACAGGAAGUCCGCUUUUCUUUGGUGGUUGUCCUGCUGAAGGGAGUAGCCAGCAAUGUGUGAAUCCCUAUAAGACUUUCCAGGGAUGCAUGCGUCUACUCACUGUCGACAACAAACCUGUGGACUUGAUCAUGGUGCAGCAAAGGCUGAUGGGAAACUACAGUCACCUGCAGAUUGACAUGUGUGGCAUCAUUGACAGGUGUUCUCCGAGUCACUGUGAACACGGCGGCAGCUGCAGUCAAUCUUGGAGCACCUUCCACUGUAACUGCUCUGGCACCGGCUACAGCGGAGCGACCUGUCACAGCUCAAUACAUGAGCAGUCCUGUGAGGCAUACAAGCACAAAGGCAACUUGUCAGGGUAUUAUUACAUUGAUGUGGACGGCAGUGGACCGAUCAGACCACAUUUGAUAUUCUGCAACAUGACAGAGGACAAAACUUGGAUUGAGAUUCAGCACAAUAACCCAGAGCUGACUAGAGUCCAACCUACACUGGGUAAGAACCAGUACUCAGCUCACUUUGAAUACACAUCUGGAGAGGAGCAGCUGAUGGCCUUGAUUAGCCAAUCAGAGUACUGCGAACAGGAACUGACUUAUCACUGCAGGAGGUCACGCCUCAACACACCAGAUGGGUCUCCUCUCAGCUGGUGGGUAGGUGGUUCAGGUGCAGGCCAAGUGCAGACUUUUUGGGGUGGGGCUUCACCAGACAGCCAGCCGUGUGCCUGUGGUCUGCAGGGAAACUGUGUGAACCCUAAACACCACUGCAUCUGUGAUGCUGACAGUCCUGAAUGGGCUAAUGACUCAGGCCUGCUGACCCGUAAGGAGACCCUCCCUGUCAGAUCUCUGGUCCUGGGAGAUGUCCAGAGACCCGGCUCCGAGAGUGUCUACAGGUUGGGGCAUCUGCGUUGCCAUGGAGACAAGAAUGUCUGGAAUGCAGCUUUUUUUGACAAAGAGACAUCAUACCUCCACUUUCCCACAUUUCACGGAGAGCUGAGCGCGGACAUCUCCUUCCUCUUUAAAACCACCUCCUCCUCUGGCGUCUUUCUGGAAAAUUUAGGCAUCAAAGACUUCAUUCGGAUUGAGCUGAGCUCCUCCACAGAGGUGCUCUUCUCCUUCGAUGUGGGUAACGGCCCACUGGAGGUUCGUGUGAUGGCUGGCUUCCCUCUGGACGACAACAGGUGGCAUCACAUCCGAGCCGAGCGUAACGUUAAAGAGUCGUCGCUACGACUGGACGAGCUCCCAGCUGCCACACAGGAGGCACCUGCUGAUGGGCACAUCCACCUGCAGCUGAAUAGCCAGUUAUUUAUAGGUGGCACAGCGUCCAGGCAGAAGGGCUUUCGGGGCUGUAUUCGCUCUCUGCAGAUGAAUGGUGUUACUCUGGACCUGGAGGAGAGGGCAAAGAUCACCCCUGGGGUUCAGGCAGGAUGUCCAGGUCACUGCAGCAGCUAUGGCUCACUCUGCCAGAACUGGGGUCGCUGUGUGGAGAGACCCAACAGCUUUUCCUGCGACUGUGGCCCAUCUGCUUUUAUUGGAACCUUCUGUGAGAGAGAGGUCUCAGCCAGCUUCAAGUCAGGAACAUCUGUCAGCUACAUCUUCAAGGAGCAGGUGCUGAAUGAUCCGAACAGAAGCAGCAGCAGCAGCACGCUGCCCUCCUCCAUCUACUCUGACACGAUCCUGAGAGCAGAAAACAUCUCCCUGAGUUUCAGGACCAGCCAGAGUCCUGCUCUGCUCCUCUACGUCGGCUCUUUUCAGAGAGAGUACCUGGUUCUGCUGUUGAACAAGAAUGAUAGGAUGGAGGUCAGAUACCGGCUGGACAGCAGCAAAGAUGCAGAGAUCCUAAGGAGCAAAGUGAGAAACCUUGCUAACGGACAGCUACACAAUGUUAGCAUCAGCAGACUUUCAGACGCCGUCUCUGUACAGAUUGACGGGAACUCCAGAGAGGACUUCAACCUUUCAUCUGAUGUAGAAUUCAAUGCUGUCAGGUCACUUGUGCUCGGCAGAGUGCAAGAUUCGGCUGAUUUGGACCCAGAGUUGUCUCGGCUUGCCUCUCUUGGCUACACUGGCUGUCUGUCGUCCGUCCUCUUCAACUCCAUCAGCCCUCUGAAAGCUGCUCUGCUCCACCCAGACACCAGCCCUGUAACUGUAACCGGCCCGCUGGCUCAGUCCAUGUGUGGUUCCUCUUCAGUCCAUUCCUACACAGCUGAAACCACAUACCACGUGUCAGAUCAGUCUGGAUCAGUGGGAAGCGGUCAGCCUUUAGUGAAUGCCAUCAGAAAUGACUCAGCCAUGAUCGGAGGUGUGAUUGCAGUGGUGAUUUCUGUGACCGUAUCUGUACUGGCUGUAAUGGCUAGAGUCGCCUACAGGAGGAAAGGCACCUGUCAUAACCAGGAAGUGAAAACUGUAAAACCCGAGGACGGGCCAGAGCUAGCAUUCAGCAGUCAGACCAGCACACAGGGAGGUGUGAGUGAGAACCAGAAAGAAUAUUUCAUUUAA